AUGGUUUUCUGGGGAAUUGAAGUGAAACCCGGAAAUCCUUACACUCAUAAGUUUAUGCAAGGUGGAGGACGCCUGCGUAUUUCUCAGGCAACUUUGGCCAUUGGAACUGCAACACUAAGGAGUUCGGUGCAAUGCAAUGUUGGAGACAAGCGUCCUGUUCUUUUGUGUGCACUACUGCCUCAUAAGAAUGAGUCAUUGCAGUUAGAUUUGGAAUUUGAUGAGGCUGAAGAUAUAGUAUUUUCUGUCAUUGGUCCACGUGCCGUUUACCUAACUGGGUACUAUGUUGGUCACAAUCGUCAAUCAAAUAUGCAAGAUGAAUCAGAAUCAUAUGGGGAGGAUAUUGCAAAUUCUGAUACACAAGAAUCAAAUUAUGGUAGUGAUGAGGACGAAUACGAGGAUAGCUUUAUCAAUGAUGAUGACCCUGAAUCUCUUACACCUUCUCCCGUAUCAAGUGAUGAUGACGUGGAAGAUGUACCAAAUAAGAAACAAAAUUUGAAUGGUGGUCAUAAAAGACUCAAAAAGAGGUGUCAGUUAAUUGAGUCUGAUGAUGAACUGAUUGUCCAGGACACCGAUGAAGAUGAUGAUCUUCCAAUUUCUUCAAUUUGUAAGAAUGAUAAAUCACCUGCACCAGGUGAAAGAACUAACAAACAUACAACAGAAGAUGUAGAAAACGUGACAAAAGGUGAAGAUGAUAAGCACAAGUUGGAAACUGUCAGUUCCCCUGUUCUUGGUUCAAAAGAUACUGUUGAUGUGGAUUUGAUGGAUGUCAAAGAAGAAGGGAACGGGGGUCAUUCGAAUGCGGCUGAAGCAAUUCCGGAAAAGAAAUCAAAAGCAAAAAAGAAAAGACAAGAUUCUUCUAAAGAGGAAAAGGCUACUGAUGUGUUGGCUGAUAAGGAUGAUCAGAAGCCUAACGAUACCAAGAUUGUUGAUCACCCACUUGAGGUGUUGGAUUCUGCUGAAGUUGUACCUGACAAGAAUUUGAAACCAAAGAAGAAAAGAAAAGGACGUAGUGAAGUAAGUACAGAUGCUACUGACGACAUUCUGCUCGCAGAAAACAAACAGGAGGAUGAUCAGCAGGCAACCCAUGAGAGUUCUUGUGCCAAUUCCAAUCAGUUAGUAAAUGAAAAUGGGCCAGAGGAGAAAAAGGUUAAAAAGAAAAGGAGAAAAUCGAGUAAAACAAAUGAGGUUGAGCAAAAUAUUGAUGCUGAAAAAGAAACUAAAUCAUCUACAGCGGCACCUGAAUCAUGUAACAAAAAGGAACUGUCUAAUGGACUUGUUAUUGAAUACCUUCUGACAGGUGGCAAAUCUGAAGGAAAAGUGGCUGCUGUGGGAAGAAAGGUCAAGGUAAACUACGUCGUCAAGUUAAAAGAGAAUGAGAUGGUCGUUGAUUCGAAUGGAAAGUCUCCCUAUAAAUUUCGACUAGGUGACAAAGAAGUUAUAGAGGGGCUGAACGUUGGUCUAGAUGGUAUGCGAGUUGGUGAUAAAAGAAGACUUACUAUUCCACCGUCAAUGAGUUUGGGGUUCAAAGGAACUGGUGAGAACAUACCCCCAAGUUCAUGGCUAGUAUAUGAAGUAGAAAUGACCAGCAUCCAUUAGCACGUUCAAAUUUAUGCUCCCAUUCUUAUUGAAACUUUCCUUUUCUGCAUUAAAUUUAAAUAACACUGAUCUGGGCUCAGAAAGUUUUGGUGGUUGUGUUAUUUUGGGUCAAGUUUUACUGUCAUGUUUGCGAGUAUGUGCUGAGAAGCAUCCUGCUUAAUGGCGGAUUAAUUAGUGGAGUAUAUGAUUUUGGGUAUGUUGCGCAUGUUAAUUUCUUUGUUUGUACAUCAACGUGGAUUAGUAAU
This is a messenger RNA of Erigeron canadensis, 1841 nucleotides long. RefSeq names its product peptidyl-prolyl cis-trans isomerase FKBP43-like. Lineage: Eukaryota; Viridiplantae; Streptophyta; Magnoliopsida; Asterales; Asteraceae. Gene Ontology annotation, molecular function: peptidyl-prolyl cis-trans isomerase activity. The record is from RefSeq and is a predicted model, not a curated record. The transcript is spliced from 12 exons. The coding region runs from base 1 to 1596 and encodes 531 amino acids.